Messenger RNA from Pieris brassicae (large cabbage white), 6586 nucleotides. RefSeq names its product glutamate-gated chloride channel (gene GluClalpha). Gene Ontology annotation, molecular function: transmembrane signaling receptor activity; extracellular ligand-gated monoatomic ion channel activity; neurotransmitter receptor activity. Gene Ontology annotation, biological process: regulation of membrane potential; chloride transmembrane transport; signal transduction. The transcript is spliced from 12 exons. The record is from RefSeq and is a predicted model, not a curated record. The coding region runs from base 246 to 1586 and encodes 446 amino acids. NCBI's taxonomy places the organism in Eukaryota, Metazoa, Arthropoda, Insecta, Lepidoptera, Pieridae. Gene Ontology annotation, cellular component: membrane; synapse; neuron projection.
AGUCGGGGUACUGACUACUCAGUUCUAUUUCGGCUGUCAGCAGUAGCAGACUGCUGUGUGAAAUAAAUAAUAAUUGCGGUAUAAUAAAUUACCAGUGUCUAGUUGAAUUAAAGCAUUUAUUUUGGUUGACAUUUAGUACUUUGGUGAAUUUCGUGUUCUCAAUUUACUUCACUUUAUAUUACAUAAAUUGUGCAGCGCGAGUGAAAUUGUUUUCUAAGUUUAGACAGGAAUUUAAAAGGGAGAGGAUGGACUACUCUCGGCCAAUAUGUGCCCUCCUUGCUCUAGUAGUUUUCUACUUAUCACACCUCGCACAAUGCACGAAUGCGAAGAUAAACUUCAGGGAGAAAGAAAAACAAAUUCUGGACCAGAUUCUAGGUCCAGGGAGAUACGACGCUCGAAUCAGACCUUCCGGUAUCAAUGGCACUGGCGAUGCGCCAACGUUUGUACACGUCAACAUGUUUCUACGAUCCAUCAGCAAAAUAGAUGAUUACAAGAUGGAAUACUCUGUUCAGCUGACGUUCAGAGAACAAUGGCUGGACGAGAGACUGAAGUUCAAUAAUUUGGGAGGACGUCUAAAAUACCUUACACUAACCGAAGCGAACAGAGUAUGGAUGCCUGACCUCUUCUUCUCCAACGAGAAGGAGGGUCACUUCCAUAACAUCAUCAUGCCAAACGUGUACAUCAGAAUAUUCCCCAAUGGCAAUGUACUAUACAGCAUCCGUAUCUCUCUGACGCUGUCCUGUCCGAUGAACCUGAAGUUGUACCCACUGGAUAAGCAGACCUGCUCGCUGAGGAUGGCUAGCUACGGCUGGACGACAGAUGAUCUCGUGUUCCUGUGGAAGGAAGGUGACCCAGUCCAGGUUGUGAAAAACCUUCAUCUGCCUCGCUUUACCCUCGAGAAAUUUUUAACUGAUUAUUGUAACAGUAAAACUAAUACAGGCGAAUACAGUUGCUUGAAAGUGGAUCUUCUUUUUAAGAGAGAGUUCAGUUACUACCUCAUUCAGAUCUAUAUACCUUGCUGCAUGUUAGUAAUCGUCUCCUGGGUGUCUUUCUGGCUCGACCAAGGAGCUGUCCCGGCGAGAGUCUCAUUGGGAGUAACGACACUUCUAACUAUGGCCACUCAGUCGUCUGGAAUCAACGCGUCGCUCCCUCCAGUCUCUUACACAAAGGCCAUCGAUGUCUGGACCGGAGUAUGCCUCACGUUUGUAUUUGGAGCCUUACUUGAGUUCGCUCUGGUGAACUAUGCAUCUCGCUCUGACAUGCACCGGGAGAACAUGAAGAAAACGAGACGGGAGAUGGAGGCAGCUGCAAGUAUGGAUGCGGCCUCUGAUCUCCUUGACACAGAUAGUAACACAACGUUUGCAAUGAAACCGCUGAUGCGCGGCACCAACGACAAGAUGCGGCAAUGUGAGAUCCACAUGACUCCGCCAAAGAAGAAUUGCUGUAGAAUCUGGAUGUCCAAGUUCCCGACGCGCUCUAAGAGGAUAGACGUGAUCUCGCGUAUAACUUUCCCGUUAGUUUUUGCGCUCUUCAACUUGGCCUAUUGGUCGACCUACCUAUUCCGCGACGAGGAGGAACAAAAGUGAUUCUCGCGUUCAAGUGGCGAAUUAGGGCAGGCGAUGAAGCUGACCGCCGCCGUGCUUGCGCCCUACGUCUUAUUCGUGCUCGCCUACCUGUGCUGCCUGCGACGACCCACCGCGUCUGCUCGCGUGCGCGUGCGCAGGCAUCGAAUAUAGUCAAUGAAACGUUGAGAUUCCGAUUCUCACAUUAAAUUAAAAGGCUUUCGGUUACAUAACACGUGUCAAUCACUAACUAACUGCUCAAAACAUCUGGUGUACGUUACAAUUUUUUAGAACUUGAAUCACAACAAUUGUUCAAUUAAAUAAUACUGUAAAGGUAUCAGAUUAUAAAAAUAUCAGUUUCUGAAUUAAAAAGCCUUGUUAGUUACACAACCAUAAUUCAUAAAUAACUUAUAAGAGAUACGGAAACUUCCAUUCACUAGCUCUCGUGCAUUUCACAAAAGCGCUUAAAACUAUCCGAAUGUAAAAAAUAAUCAUUAAUAAAUUAUUUAGAUAUAUUUAAUUUCUCUAAAUUAAAUUAAUUUUUCUAGAUAAAAAUGUGUCAAGUGAUACUUUAAGCUUUCUUGAUUUGAACACUACAGAGAGCAUUGCACCUACUCAAAAUUUUGUUGUUUCAUUGGUCAUAAUCAUUACACAUCACGAAAUAACUAAAUUGAGACUAUGACAAAAUUGAGACCUUAGUCAUUGCGCCUCUUUAUAUUGCCCGAAUUAUUCAAUUGAAAGGAUGAAAUUCAAAGUGACACAAUGGAAAUUUUAGAAUUGCCAUCAUCUUUCAUAAUAAAUUUAAUUACUGUGCAAGACCAAUGUCAAAUUAACUAAAAUAUUCUAGUCUGCAAAUAUGGAUAAAACAUAAGACUUGGAUCAAAAUACCUUAGCGUUGUAGCCUACAUGCAAGCACUAGAUUUUACCAAUUAUAUUAUACACGCAUGUAAAUUAAAAUUAACUAAAGAUAUUCUUCAAUUGUAAACUUCAUAUCUCCGUAGAGUAGUUUUUUAACAUACAUCUACAUAUGUGCUUGAAUAACUUAUCUUGGAUCUCGUAAUAUUUUGGGCAUUCUUAGAUAUUUUUAUCUAUAAAAUUUUCAAAUUUCGUCAUUUUUCACCCGACAUUUCGUGCGUUCUAUUUUGGCUGUGACUAUUAUGUAUCCGAAACAAUGCUUUCAUUUACAUUAGAUCAUCCAGGUAGACACAAUGAAGACAAAUCCAAGAGCACUGCGGCUGUAAGCUUGAGGAAGGUCGUUUGUUUUAUUAAGAUUUUGAUAUUUUUUACUAAAAUACCCUUGGCGUAGUGUAUGUUCGGUGAGAUGUAAAGUAAGGUAAGUGUAUAAUAAUAACUCAUCACAUACCAUGGAAAAAUCCUUUUCACAUAAUUACCACGAACUAACGAAACAAAUAUCUAAACGUUAUUCAUGUAACUGUUUAAAGGAUUUUUUCAAAUCUACCAAAUAGAAAAAACACUAAAAAAUUAUUGAUGUACCUUUACAAAGUAAUUAUCAGCAAUAUUUUAGAUAUAGAUUAUAGUUUUCAAUUCGAAUCAGUAACGAUGUGACAAUGCAAACAUCACGCACACAAUAACUGAUUUAACUUUGUAGUAUCCGUAGAUUAAACGGGAGUUAAUUACCUGUAAUUAAGACUAUUAAUCUUAGAUGAUUCUAAGAAAGCAAACUUAGAUGAUAAAAUAAAGGAAUUUAUGAAAUAAACGUUAAUUGUAGCUUAGAUUUAGUGGGGUUAAAAACAUUAUCUUUUUAAUGUUUAUUUUACGGUUGAAGAUAGACAUAAAGCCUCCCAUAGACAAAGAAUAUAAUUGUGCUAUUGUAUUCCACAGUACUGCUCAAGGUAACAGAUUAUGUAUAUUAAAGCUACAUUUUACAUUACGGUUUUGUGACAUAAAAAAUAGUAAAAAUAUGGUAGUAAAAUUAACUUCUUUGAAGUCAACAAUUUCAAUCAAACGUUCGUAAUUAAUUCGUCACAAUUUAAUCGUAUAACUCUCGACGCAUUUUUUUAAAAGAUAGACGAUUCGGCUCAAUAAAUGUUCAUUUAAAGAGAUAAUGUUUUUACGAUAAAGUAGGUAUUUAUGUAUAUAACUGGCCUACUCUACACCUGUGUCGCUCAGUGUAUAUAGAUAAUAUUAAUUAAUCUAAGCUUCUAUCUGUUAUUUUAUCACUCAUUUCUCCGAAUGUAAAUAAAAUUGUCUUUAUAUUGGAUAUUAUAAUCAUCGCAUAUACAUUCUGGCAAAAAGUAUCGGGAAAGAAUGAUUUGUUUACGGAUUCCAAUUCCAUUUUGUUAGUUUAGCGCAACUAUUUCUGUUUAGCUAAAUCAUAUCUAGUGUGUAUCGUCAUAAUAGAUACAAACAUCGAAAAAAACAUGUUUUCUUAAAUUUUGCAUCUUGCGUAAUUUUUCAAUUUUGGAUUUCUAUAAGUUUUCAAUUUGCCAAUAGAAUUUUUUCGGAGGUCCUGGUAAUGUUAUAAUCACGUGAUGAUAAGUAGUACAACGCAGUACUGAUAUUAACAGCACGUAAGUGAAGAAAACCCUCUUUUGAUUGAUUGAGAGAUAGCCACUGAACUUUCUAUCUCACAAGUCGAUACGUUCCAUUAAAAUUAUCAUUUUGGUAUGAAACGCCUCUCGGCUAGAUGUUGCGCCACCUAACAUAAUAAGCCUUCGCACGAAGCCCUCAUCAUGAUCUUUUUACUCGAACCUCAACAAAAACCAUCUAGCAGCUACCUUAUUUACUAGAUAUGGCUCCAGUCAAUUCCUUUCUUUUUAUAAAACUCAAAUUACCAAUAUGGCACUAACCACGUGACGUCGACUGACGUCGUGUCGUUAAUCGUUUGAGGAGGAGUUUAGUUUAAAGGCGAAGACAUUUUGUGUAUUUAUAUUCAUCGUUUCCUAGUACUUUCGUUACAUAGACAGUUACUAGGUUUAAAAACGAAUGUAUAGAAUUUUUAAAAUACACGCAAAAUGAAUAAUUAUGGUAUAUCCUUUAGUCCACUAACAUUAUUGUAAAAUUUUGUCUAUUUAAAUAUGUUAAUAUUAAUAGUGAAAAGGAAAACGGUUUCAACUAUAUAAUUGGCAAGACGUUAAUUAAAAAUACGCUAACGUAAAAUGUGAGAUUCACCUUCGAAUACAAGGAAUAAAAACGUUUUAAAAUCAUUGUUAACAUAGGUUUCCUUAACUUCUUAAACGCAUUAUUUGUAUUUGCAACGUCUAAAUAAUGUUAUAUACAUGCAACUACUAUCUAUAAAUUUCAACAACAUUAAAAAUACGUCAUAGAGUUCUAUGUAGUCCUACAUCUCCGUAUUGGGGCGGAGCAGAAUACAUUCCCCAAUACCAUGUCGGAAGAGAUGGGUGUCGUAAGAGGCGACUAAAUCCGACCGGUGGGAGGGUAAGGAACCCGCCUGGCUAGCUACCACCCCCUGAUGCUGCAUCAGGAGUGCCAGAAGGCCAUAUCAGACCUCGACAAAGUAAUCGAUUGGGUGAUUGAUCUGAUCAAUCAUCAAAUCGUGGCUCGAAAUGUUGAGGACUGAUGAUCGGCUCAGGUGUGAACGACCACGCGGGCAGCAUUUGAUCCAAUGCACUAAUCUUUUGAUUUGAUUUAGUUGUUUAUUUAACGUUUUCGAAGUGCCUUUGCCUUUUUUUAGACAAUGUUAAUAUUUUUUUUAGAAAUAGACAUUGGAUUUGGAAGAAGUAUAUUGUUGGUUAGGUUUCAGUACAAAAUUUUAAUGUAGAUAGGUAGCAUCUUAGUUUAAGAUCUCCAGUCGAAAAUGGACGUUACCUCUUAAAAUACGACUUGUGAUGCGUCGUCCCCUUGCUUCUAUAUUGUUAAUAGUUAGAGUGUGCCUUUAUUUUGUUUUAUUUAGAUAUUUCAUGCAUUUAAAAGACUUAUAAAGUCUUUAAGAUACGUGAAAUAUCUUCUGUGGGUGACAAAUCGUCUAGUUGCAUUGUAAGAGCAUCUUAAGUUAGUUUAUUCAUUUGUUUAAUGAUUUGGUUAAAAUUACUUUCAUAUUGUUGUAUAAGAUACUUUAUUUUCCAAUUUCGACUGGCUAUCGGCCAUCAUCAGUAGGUUACACCAUUCACAACAUCUAUAGACAAAUAACUUCAAAUAAUCAUAAUGUAGACCCGAAAAAUAGUUAAGUCUAGUUGUAAUAAAAUAAUGUUAAAAUCCCAAUUACACAAAUGUAUAGAAAUCAUCCGCCUAGAAUUGUGUAAUAUAAUAUUUAUACUAUACAUUUCUCAGAGUUCUAUACAUUUAGGUAAAUAGUAUUUUAAAUUUCCUUUAGUUUUCUGUUUGAGUUCUUUAUUUUUACCGUUUAUUGUAUUUAUACCCGAUUAUUUUUAUAUAUUUUAUUCAGAUAUAUAUUUACAUUUAAUAUUAUGAUUUAAUAUCGAUUAGUUCCUUAAUUAAUUUGUUUUCUUUCAUUAGUUCAUUCCUGAGACUAGGGGCUAUCUCUAAACUGAUUUUAUUUCAUUUUCAAUUAAUAAAUCGAAGUACAGGAAAGCAAUUGCGAUUUCCUUUACUUUGAUUACUAUAAAUAGUGUAUAGGUAUUAUUAUUAAGUAUAGAAAGUAAGCUAGAAAUAAUUGUAUAUACAUUCAACACAUAUAAGGUUAAGAAUUUUAGAGAAUCUACUGUGAAAAGUCUGAAAAAUCCAACAAUAUAUAUAUAACAUUAAAGCAUAUAUGUAUAUUGCAACAAUGUAGUUAUGAAAUUCCAUCUUAUAUACCUACGUGUUAACCGUAGUAAUAAAAUCGUUUUUAGUAGACGUAAAUCACGAUAUUUAUUUUAAUCGAAUAAAAGUAUUUGCAAGUUGCAUUUGUGAGUAGCAUUAUUUAGAAGAAAUCACGAAGCAGAGCGACUACUUAUGUGUCAAAAACCCUGAAAGCUGAAACUCUCGCUAAAUUUCACAAGACGAUAAAGCAUUUGUAUGAAGGAAAUUACAUAUUUAGUUUCUCAUGUUUUCACCAUUUAUAAGUGUAACUUUGUUAUUAAUGAAUAAAAAUUUGAUGUAAC